This is a messenger RNA of Myxocyprinus asiaticus (Chinese sucker), 6472 nucleotides long. Its product is annotated as ubiquitin carboxyl-terminal hydrolase 46-like. The record is from RefSeq and is a predicted model, not a curated record. The transcript is spliced from 10 exons. Bases 664 to 1752 code for a protein of 362 amino acids. Gene Ontology annotation, biological process: protein deubiquitination. NCBI's taxonomy places the organism in Eukaryota, Metazoa, Chordata, Actinopteri, Cypriniformes, Catostomidae. Gene Ontology annotation, cellular component: nucleus; cytosol. Gene Ontology annotation, molecular function: cysteine-type deubiquitinase activity; cysteine-type endopeptidase activity.
GUGGCAAGCGCGCUGGCUAGCUCUUAUGUAAUGAUGAUGAUGAUGGUUGUUUGCGUUCACUCACAGUCAGGUGCAUGACCUCAUUUAUGGCUGAUGUGUACAUGAAUCACCCUUUUAUUUAAUGCAUCUAUCAUCACUAGACAUAUUUACAUGCUCAAAUAAUAGACCAGGGGUGGUGGUGUAAGACAAAAAUAGCUUUGUUUCAAAGGAAAGGCUAGCAGUAUCAGUGAUGCCCUCCUUGUGUUGAGAUACAGCUUUCUUUAGAUUUUACAUUAUGUAGCUGAGAUGUUAAACUUUUUUUUCCCUCCAACCUUUUGAAAAUCAUUUUUAAGAGAAAUCACAAUUUAAGAAAUAAAAUAUUGGGGUAAUAUGUGUUUAAAGGUCUAUGUAAUGAUAACUAAAAGGUAAGUGGGAUGCUUCCUAAAAUGAAAUAGCUGGAUACUGUAUAAUAUAUCCAAAAAAAUCUAUUAAUUUGUUGAUCAUUUUGUGAUAAACAUCUUCCUUUAACAUGACCACUGCUGUAACAAUUAACAAGUCUUCUCAAACCUUGGAGAGCACAGAACUGAAGAAAAACAGUUGCACACAGGUUUCAUAGUCUUCGCAGAAACAAAGACAGGCUAUUUGGCGAUUGGCGAAAAGAAAAUGACCCCUAUUUAAAGUCAAAUGUUGCCAAAGGGCACCAAUGCCUCUGCUCUGGAGAAAGACAUUGGCCCAGAGCAGUUCCCCAUUAAUGAACACUACUUUGGAUUGGUCAAUUUUGGGAACACGUGUUACUGUAACUCAGUACUGCAGGCUCUGUAUUUCUGCCGGCCAUUCAGGGAGAAUGUGUUGGCAUAUAAAGUCCAACAGAAGAAGAAGGAGAACCUUCUCACCUGUCUGGCUGACCUCUUCCACAGUAUCGCCACGCAGAAGAAGAAGGUUGGCGUGAUCCCUCCCAAGAAGUUCAUCUCACGUCUACGGAAGGAGAACGACCUGUUUGAUAACUACAUGCAGCAGGAUGCUCAUGAAUUCCUGAACUACCUGUUGAACACAGUGGCUGACAUCCUUCAAGAAGAGAAGAAACAGGAGAAACAGAAUGGACGACUAAAGAACAACGGCACUGCCAUCACCACGGACACAGAGCCAGAACAGAACAAGAUCGAGCCCACCUGGGUUCACGAUAUCUUCCAGGGAACACUGACCAAUGAGACGCGCUGUCUCAACUGUGAGACGGUCAGUAGCAAGGAUGAAGACUUUCUGGAUCUGUCUGUGGAUGUUGAGCAGAACACUUCAAUAACACACUGUCUCAGGGGCUUCAGUAAUACAGAGACCCUGUGCAGUGAAUAUAAAUACUACUGUGAGAUGUGCUGUAGCAAACAAGAGGCCCAGAAACGUAUGCGUGUGAAAAAGCUGCCCAUGAUCUUGGCUCUUCAUCUGAAGCGGUUUAAGUACAUGGAGCAGCUGCAUCGGUACACUAAACUGAGCUAUCGCGUGGUGUUUCCAUUGGAGCUUCGCCUCUUCAACACCUCCGUAGACGCUGUCAAUCUUGACCGCAUGUAUGACCUUGUCGCUGUGGUGGUCCACUGUGGCAGUGGCCCAAACAGAGGGCAUUACAUCACCAUUGUGAAGAGUCAUGGCUUCUGGCUGCUGUUUGAUGAUGACAUUGUAGAGAAAAUUGAUGCACAGGCGAUAGAGGAGUUCUACGGUUUGACCUCUGAUAUUUCCAAGAACUCAGAGUCAGGAUACAUCCUGUUCUAUCAGUCCAGAGAAUGAAGGAGUAGAGGGGGAAAGGGUAAGGGAGGAAACAGAGAAGAAAGGGUCAAAAGGAAGGGUAUACAUAAAGAUAAAGGUUUUGACAUUCACUAGAUUCCUUUUCCACAUCCUUACCCCUUUUACUCAGGGUCUCCAGCUGAGACUGAGUGCCAAAAGCCCUCUGUUACCCAUUUGCCAAUGCUACAUCUCCCAUUUUCCCAAUCUCGCUGCACUGUGGGAAUAUAUAUCUUCAAAUCUGACCCUCACGUCAGUCACCUGCAUCUGGAAGGCACUUUAUAGACAAACACAAUUAGUAACAUAAAAGCAACACAACAAAAACCACAACAUAUUGAACUACAAUACUUGUGAAAACUUGAAGGAAUCAAAAAGCUACAAAAGGAGCAAUGGCAACAAUGCUUCUCAUAGACUGUAUUGAGUCCUGGUACUUUACCAUGAGUCGCUGUUUCUGUCCAUUCUGUGCCCAGGAAAGUGCCUCUCACCCUGGGUAUUUGAAAACCAGGAAGAGGAUUUCUCUCUUGAUCCCUUUCUUAAAAGUCAGGGAUCAGGGACCCCAUUUAGGGUCACUUUAGAGUUUUUGUACUGUGAUGCGCACCCAUUUGUCUCAUUCGUUCAACUUUUCAGAGACCCCUACCUACCCUCAGUUGCCAGCCAGUCAGCACAUCCUAGUUCAGUCCUGGUAACUGAGCUGUAUGCACUGUGUUACAAUUAGCUUUGGAUUUAGGUAUGCUAAAUGAGAAUUUUGACUCCAAGCUGUCUGUAACACGAGUUUUUGUGGGUGUAUUUCUUAUGCAAGGAUUUAAAUGCGUGCAUGUGUUAGUGGUCGACCUAUAUCGUUUUUUUUUUAUUGUUGAUACCAAUAUCUAGAAUCUAGACAACAGUGGCAAAUAUAAUGGCAAGGAAAAUAAUACAAAUUAAAGGUUUUAUUCUACAUGGAGAGGGUCCAUGAGGGCUGCCAUGUUAGGAUCACAUGGCCAGCCAGUACUACUCACUUAAUCUAUGUAAGCAGUAACAUGCUGAUAUUGGACACUUCCACUCAUGGAUUAAAUUAAUCAUGGCCGACUGUGAUUUUCUACCAUUUCUAUAAUGGCAUUGGUAACUGAAAAUGAUUGCGUUUGAAUGAUGUUGCAUCUAGGGGUCAGUGCAAGUCCAAGAUGUUUAAUGAUAACAAAUAAGAUUUAAAUGUACACUUAUUUUACACAAUAUUUAAUUAUGGAAAAAAAAAACAAUUUGCAAAACAGAAAAUGUGCUUUGACAAGGCUGUCGAUCAAUAAUAUCAGAAUUGCCAAAUAUCAGCCAACUAAUCGGCCUGGCUAAUAUAUCGGUCUGUCACAAGUGUGUGUGUGUGUGUGUGUGUGUGUGUGUGUGUGUGUGUCCGUAUAUAGACUAGACUCCUUUUUAUUCAAAAGUAGAAGCACUCAUGUAACCAAGUAGAUGGUUUGAAUUAACUGAAGUUGAUCCUGCCCCAUCACUUGAAAGAGAAAAUUAAAAGAAAGAGCUGUCCUAUUAAAGGCUUGUUCUCUUCCAGUAACAAAACUAAAGUGCAGAAACACAAUGCUGAAACGCUGCUUUCCUCACCCUCUCUGUACUUACUGCAUUCUUUUCUAACACUGUUGUUACCUAACUUGCUCUGUAGGUAAUGGCCUUACAUUGAAGUGUGCAUUAGCAACCUUGCAGGCAGCUCUGGUUUAGUUUGUUGUGGUUUAGUUCAGUCUAGCUUUACUGUUGUGUGGUACAUCCAAUCUUUUGAGCUGAAAUCUGCCUAGCCCACCUGAUGUCUUCCCAGUUAGACAUGAGUCAGUGCUUUUGUCCUGUCCAAAUGAUAGUGUACAUGGCCACUGAACUGUCAGCUUUAUUUCCUUGAUAAUGAAGAAUACAGUAGGAUUCUAUCCAUGAUUGUUCUUUUUGUUAAAAACGCUUAACCUUGUUUGUACAUUUCUGUAUUGGUCAGCAGUACAGUACAGUGGCCGGACUCAGAGUCAUUACUAAAAUUCACUGGGACAAACUUAUGUUUAUAUGUGGGCCCCUUUCUACCCCAAUGAGUAGAUAUCUUCAUUCAGUAUGUUUACAUGCACUUUAAAAGUUCAAUUUCAGUCAGACUAAAACAAUAAUUUGUCUUUUGUAAUUGUCAUGUAAAUGCUUUAGUCUAACUGAAAUUGUACCAGUUUGAUUUUUGCAAAGUCGGACUAAAAGACCUAGAUAAUGCAAUUGUAGCUUUGCUUUGUCCAGAAUGUAUACACCUUAAACGGAUCACAAUAGGCUUCGUCAUUGACAAAGUUCCUUUCAAGUCAAGUCAGUCCUCUUUGCUGCCAUCUUUGUAAUGCUCCCAGGCAGCUAUUUUCCAAGGAUACGCAGCAUAAUAUUACAGCUCCUUUCUACUUCAAUUGGGAAAGACCAAAAUCUCCAAAAAGGUUGUUCAAGAUUAAUCAAAGUACAUUUAAGUACAGCAAUAAAAUCUGACAACAUCAGUAUCAUAAAUUGUGCUUCUUCAGCUCAGAUCAUGGAAAAAAUGCUGUUUUUCAGGCUGGUCCAGCUAAUGCGUAUGCGAGUUCCUGAAUUGGCUGACAGGCAAUAUCUGUAUCUAAAAGGUCUUUGGCCCAUUUAGCUGUAAGGCGGGACUUUUCUGCAUCUGCCAAUUUUCAAUACAAGUAGUCCAUCUUGGGUUAAAUAGUGCAUGCUCACAUGCUCCAAAAGACAGAUGUGACACCCAACAUAUAUUUAACCCACCGUAUUUUCCUCUUCCUUCAAAUAUUCGAUUCCUUCGAGAAAUAUUUGACACAUUGGGUCAUGUUUGAAUAGACAGAUUCAUAGCCCGACAACGCAAAAACCUACUGUAGCUCGAUUACAAUUGCGCAUGUAAACAUACUUACUAAGGACCUUUGUGGGGCCCCCUAAUCACAGCUCACGGGACAACAUUCCUGAUUGUCUCCCUCUCGCAUCGCCUCUGCCGAGCUUCUGCUCUGUUCAUUUGUUAGAAGCAAGGUGACGUGACAUUUCAUUUUAGCAUUGCUGUGAGGUCAUUUACAGUGAUCUGAGAAGUUUUGCAGUGUCUUUUUAUUUGGGUUUUGUUUGGAGAAACUUGAAAUAAAAUGGCAGCAGCCCUGAGAUUACUGUAAUAUGCUCACUAAAGCUCAGCUUCAAAGAAUCUGAUAUGAUGUGGCUGUUACUAUAAGAACAUGCACACAAUUAUUUCAACUUUGUGAUAUGAAUGGCAUUUAUUUUAGAUGGCUUUUGCUAUUUAAGAUUCAUCUUCAUAUAGAGAAAGAACUUUGAGGAACUUUAUCUGAGAAGAUAAAUUACAGGAACAUUAGGGAAACUUAAGCCUGACAAUUGAGGUUUGAAAUAAAUUUAAUAUUUUGAUAUGUUGGGGUUUUCAUUUUGUAAAUAUGUGAAAGAGAGUGGCUUUAAACUGUCACAGAAGGACGUUGCCCUCAGCAAGGUGCAAUACGGGGAAGUGAUGAACAUUCCAUGCUAUGAUCUCAUUUUACACUGAUGUUUCUACAAUUUUUUUUUAACCAAGCUCUUGUAAUAGAAACACUAACAAACACUUGGUACUCCCAUUCAUUCAGUGUAGAGCUUUUGAAAGACCAUGCUGAUUUACCUGGGAUCAUAGAAUCACGCUACUAUACCUACAUUUUUGCAAAAUGAUUUUCACGUGGCUUGCUGUAUGAUAGCGGCAGUUUCUGGCUAAAAUGGACGCAAUAGCUGCUAAAACAAUGACUUUGACAAGGGCAAACUAUCAUUUCAUAAACACUGUACUUUUCAUUUGCUGUCUUAUGACUUCUAAACACUUUUACUGUAGCUCAUGACUUGUAUGGUGACAUUUCAACAAAUGUUGACAUUGUUCAGUUGCUCAACUGAUAGAGCAUUGCACUUGCAAUGCAAAGGACCGGAGUACGAGUCCCGAAGAACACGCAGCUUGACACAAAUUGAAUGUGUCAUAGAAGCACCACAAAAUGACAUGGUUGCUUCAGCAAUUGUGUUUUUAACCUCACAUUUGCUUUUUCUGACACUUUCAGCUAGGAGAAAGAUUUUGUUGAUUUAAAAAUCUGUUUGCGAGAAUUUAUUUUUUAGCACCACUCAGUGGACAUUUCACCUCAGAUCUGCUGCAAUACGUUCAAGAAGCCAUGUAAUAUAUCAUUUUGUAAAAAUGUCACCACAGUGAUUGUUUUUUUUUUUUUUUUGUUUUUUUUUGUCAUGAGAUCAGGUUUUUGUUUGAUUAAGAUAUGUUUAAUAGAGUUGUUUACCAUUUUAUUGUCUUUGAAAUGGUGUUCUGAGUAGAUGUAGCUCUCGACUGAAAUACAUGAUUUGUUUGGGGGUUUUGUCCAUUCACAUUCACAGCACAUUCAGCACAGAUAUUUCAACAUAAUAGUAGAUUAAGAGGUUUGAAAAUAGGAGACUGGUAAACAAUUUGAUGUUUAAUGACAAUACAUGGAGGUAUCUAGAUUUGAUAUUCAUCCACAUUUUCUCAAGAGUGUGAUCUAGGUCUGUAUUACCUGUGAUUUCAAACUCCUCUAGCACAUGGUUUGUUACAUUGUAACAACAAUGUAAUUAUAGGUUAAUGACACUCUACAUGCAAUAUACAGCUCUGGAAAAAAUUAAGAGACCACUGCAAAAUUAUCGGUUUCUCUGGAUUUUCUAUUUAUUGGUAUGUGUUUGGGUAAAAUGAACAUAUUUGUUUUAUUCAAUAAAGUACUGGCUACAUUUCUCCCAAAUUCCAAAU